Hyaena hyaena (striped hyena) is the source of this 1876-nucleotide messenger RNA. RefSeq names its product nicalin (gene NCLN). Bases 83 to 1774 code for a protein of 563 amino acids. Gene Ontology annotation, biological process: regulation of signal transduction. Gene Ontology annotation, cellular component: endoplasmic reticulum membrane. The record is from RefSeq and is a predicted model, not a curated record. The transcript is spliced from 15 exons. Lineage: Eukaryota; Metazoa; Chordata; Mammalia; Carnivora; Hyaenidae.
CUGAGGUGAGUCCGCGGGAGCCGCCGCCGCCGCCGCCGUCCCGUCCCCGCCGCCGCCCCGCGCGGCCCCGCCGCCGGCCAGGAUGCUGGAAGAAGCGGGCGAGGUGCUGGAGAACAUGCUGAAGGCAUCGUGCCUGCCGCUCGGCUUCAUCGUCUUCCUGCCCGCCGUGCUGCUGCUCGUGGCGCCGCCGCUGCCGGCCGCCGACGCGGCGCACGAGUUCACCGUGUACCGCAUGCAGCAGUACGACCUGCAGGGGCAGCCCUACGGCACUCGGAAUGCAGUGCUCAACACGGAGGCCCGCACCAUCGACGCGGACGUGCUGAGUCGCCGCUGCGUGCUCAUGCGGCUGCUGGACUUCUCCUACGAGCAGUACCAGAAGGCCCUGCGGCAGUCGGCCGGCGCCGUGGUCAUCAUCCUGCCGCGAGCCAUGGCCGCUGUGCCCCAGGAUGUCAUGCGGCAAUUCAUGGAGACCGAACCUGAGAUGCUGGCCAUGGAGACCGUGGUCCCCGUGUACUUUGCCGUGGAGGACGAGGCCCUGCUGUCCAUCUACGAGCAGACGCAGGCUGCGUCCGCCGCCCAGGGCUCCGCCUCCGCCGCCGAAGUGCUGCUCCACACCGCCACGGCCAACGGCUUCCAGAUGGUCACCAGCGGGGUCCAGAGCAAGGCUGUGAGCGACUGGCUCAUCACCAGCGUGGAGGGCCGGCUGACCGGGCUGGGCGGAGAAGACCUUCCCACCAUCGUCAUCGUGGCCCACUAUGAUGCCUUCGGAGUGGCCCCUUGGCUGUCGCACGGUGCGGACUCGAACGGGAGCGGCAUCUCCGUGCUGCUGGAGCUGGCCCGCCUCUUCUCCAGGCUCUACACCUAUAAGCGCACCCACGCCGCGUUCAACCUCCUGUUCUUUGCUUCCGGAGGGGGCAAGUUCAACUACCAGGGGACCAAGCGCUGGCUGGAAGACAACCUGGACCACACGGACUCCAGCCUGCUCCAGGACAACGUGGCCUUCGUCCUGUGCCUGGACACCGUGGGCCGCGGGGACAGCCUGCACCUGCACGUGUCCAAGCCGCCCAGGGAGGGGACGCUGCAGCACGCCUUCCUGCGGGAGCUGGAGACGGUGGCCGCGCACCAGUUCCCGGAGGUGCGGUUCUCGAUGGUGCACAAGAAGAUCAACCUGGCGGAGGACAUCCUGGCCUGGGAGCACGAGCGCUUCGCCAUCCGCCGGCUGCCCGCCUUCACCCUGUCCCAUCUGGAGAGCCACCGGGACGGCCAGCGCAGCAGCAUCAUGGACGUGAGGUCCCGGGUCAACUCGAAGACUCUGACCCGCAACACCAGGCUCAUCGCGGAGGCCCUGACCCGAGUCAUCUACAACCUGACCGAGAAGGGCACCCCCCCGGACAUGCCGGUCUUCACGGAGCAGAUGCAGAUCCAGCAGGAGCAGCUGGACUCGGUGAUGGACUGGCUCACCCACCAGCCCCGGGCCGCGCAGCUGGUGGACAAGGACGGCCCGCUGCUCAGCACGCUGGCGCACUGCCUGAGCCGCUACCUGAAGGAGGUGAAGCAGCACCACAUCAAGGCCGACAAGCGGGACCCCGAGUUUGUCUUCUACGACCAGUUGAAGCAGGUGAUGAACGCAUACAGGGUCAAGCCAGCCAUCUUCGACCUGCUGUUGGCCGUCUGCAUCGGGGCCUACCUCGGGAUGGCCUACACGGCGGUCCAGCACUUCGACCUCCUGUACAGAACCGUUCAGAGACUGCUGGUGAAGGCCAAGACGCAGUGACGCGCCGCCCGCCGCCCCCUCCGCGCCGCAGCGGCCGGCACCCGAAUUACAGAGCUUGCCUGUGUGACACCCGGGGGACUCUUUCUCUUUUCUGUCCCGUGA